AUGGGUAGUUUAGGAGCUUCAAAUGGUGCCAACGGCGUGUCUGAAGAGCCAUUCCUUUGGGACAGAUCGAACCUCCCUAAGCAGCUAUUCAUCAACAAUGAACAUGUAGACUCGAAGAACACGAAGAAGCUCAAAGUUCACAACCCCAAGGACGGCUCUCUCGUAGCUGACGACAUUGCUGUGGCCGGCGAGGAUGACGUCGACGCUGCUGUUGACGCGGCCGAAGCAGCUUUUCCAGCCUGGAGAAAAACAUCAGCAAGCCAGCGCCGGCGACUCAUGUUGAAGCUAGCCGAUCUCCUCGAGGAACAUGGUGACGCUCUAGCCGAGCUCACUCGUAUCACUCUAGGUAACCCCGCAGCAUCCAUGAGCAUCUUUGAGAUAAAAUACACAGCCGAGGCCUUCAGAUACUUCGCCGGGUGGACAGACAAGUUCCCUGGCGAGACUUAUCCGCAAGACGACGGAUUCUUGAAGAUUGUUCGCAACGAGCCGCUCGGAGUCACAGCCGGCAUCACCCCCUGGAACUGUCCACUGAUCUUCAUGGGUCUGAAGGCUGGCCCAGCCCUUGCUACCGCCAACUGCUUCAUCCUGAAACCCACGGAGAAGACGCCGUUUGCCUCAAUAGCAAUUGGUACACUGGUCAGGAUGGCUGGGUUCCCCCCCGGCGUCUUUCAGGUGCUCCCUGGCGAUGGCUCGACCGGAGCUUUAUUGGCCAGCCACAUGAGGAUACGAAAGGUCAGCUUGACGGGUAGCCUGACGACCGGUCGUAAAAUCCAGGAGUUGGCCGCCAGAAGCAACCUGAAGCGAGUUACCCUCGAGCUCGGCGGGAAGAGUCCUGCCGUCAUCUUCGACGACUGCAACCUCGAAAAUGCAAUCACGUGGUGUGUAAACGGUAUCUGCGGCAUGACCGGCCAGAUGUGCUACGCCGCUUCGAGGGUUUACGUCCAAGAAGGUAUAUACGACAAGUUCGUGGAGGGGUACAAGAAGGCUAUUGAGGAACGGUCCAAGAGCAUUGGUGAUCCGGAAGAGAAGGGGACUAUGAUGGGUCCUCUGGUCGACAAGAUACAGCACGAGAGGGUGAUGGGGUUCAUGGAUAGGGGCCUCAGUCAGGGGACGUUGCUAACCGGCGGCUCAAGAGUCGGUGACAAGGGCUUCUUUGUCCAACCGACAAUAUUCACCAACGUCGCCGAAGAUGCAGAAAUAUGCAAGGAGGAGAUAUUCGGCCCUGUCGCGGUAUUGAACAGCUUCAAGACCGAGGAAGAGAUCAUCGCGAAGGCGAACGACUCCAACUUCGGCCUCAUGGUUGGCGUAUUCACGCAGGACAUCACCAGGGCGAUCCGUGUUUCGACGGAAAUCGACAGCGGUAUGGUGGGCAUCAACUGCGUCAGCAUCACGUUUUUAGUGGCCCCGUUUGGGGGAAGCAAGGAGAGCGGCAUGGGUCGCGAGAACGCGAUCAAUGCUCUGCGGAUGUAUACGGAGCCCAAGACGGUGAUGGUUAAUUUGACAUACUAG
Anthostomella pinea is the source of this 1509-nucleotide messenger RNA. Lineage: Eukaryota; Fungi; Ascomycota; Sordariomycetes; Xylariales; Xylariaceae. The record is from the annotation of a GenBank genome assembly.